This is a messenger RNA of Contarinia nasturtii (swede midge), 1237 nucleotides long. RefSeq names its product dnaJ homolog subfamily C member 30, mitochondrial-like. The coding region runs from base 157 to 894 and encodes 245 amino acids. The transcript is spliced from 2 exons. The record is from RefSeq and is a predicted model, not a curated record. Lineage: Eukaryota; Metazoa; Arthropoda; Insecta; Diptera; Cecidomyiidae.
AUUAUUUCAUUAGAUAUUGAUAUUGUUAUUUGAAAGUCACUAGGAAAUAAUGUAUGAAAUUACAUAAUUUUAAAUGAAAUACAUAUCCUAGAUUUUAUUGAAUUGUAAAGUUAAGUAGUACUGUGCACUGUGAUCUAACAAUUAGUUGUGAGAAUAAUGGCAAAUUUAGGAAAACAUUCAAAAAAAUAUUUAAACCAAAAUGUGUGUGCUAUUUUUGGUUGCGUAUCGAACGCGUCAAAUAAUGUGUGUAACACAUUACGACCACCAACGCGAACAUUUUCGAGGACAAGUCAUAUGGCAAAAUCAAGAAAUUUUUACGUUGACUUAGAAAUACCAAGAACUGCCACUCAGUCAGAAAUUAAAAAUGCAUACUAUAAUUUAUCGAUGGCGUAUCAUCCAGAUAAAAAUAAGGGAUGUGAUGAGGCUGCAAAGAGAUUUCGGCUCAUUAGUGAAGCGUACGAAAUUUUGGGGAAUGUUCGUACCAGACGAUUAUAUGAUAAAGGUAUUGGUUCAUAUGCCAAAGGAAAAACUCACAGUCCGGGCACAGAGACUGAAGUCGUCGAAGUCGAAGUCGAGGAUGAUGCUCAAACAAAAUUUUAUAAACAACAUAUGGUGAAAUCGCAACCACCGAUAAUGGCAGAUCGAAUGACGGCACGAGAUCUUGACGACUGGUCCAAAAGUAGAAUAACGGAAUGCUUUGAACGUCAUCAAAAUGCCCGGCAGAAAUUACGUGAGGAACAGGAAGACAAGGAAUUAAGUAAUGUAAGGGGACAACAAAUUCAAAUGGUUUAUGUCCUAGUCGUGCUUUUAUUCAUUAUUGGAACUCUCUACGAAAUCAAACAGGAACAGGAUUUGGACGCUACAUUAAAAGCACAUAGAGAAAAGAAGUCAUAGUAUCAUCAACAUGUUGCAAUAUAAAUAUUGUUUAUUUAAUAUUUAUGACAUAUAAAUUGUGUUCAAAAAAAUAGUAUGAAAAAGGAAAUAUGUUUGAUAUUGGAAAUAUAUAUUUUUUAAAUUUAUUUCAAAAUCGACCGCUUCGUUUUCGGGCCGUGUAUCUCGAAUCAGCGCGUACUUCUUUUCCUUGUUGGCGUCUUCUUUCUUUCUUUUUCAUAAUCCAUUCUUUAGAUCCUUUCACUAGUUUUCCCCUGGCCUGUUUGGCCAUUUCACGUCUCUUCGAGUAUGGCACGCGAUUUGUUUCAUCUUCUUCUUCUCCCGUACCUAAAAAUCGAUUAAAACA